AUGGACCGAGGCAUGGAAUUCUCGGAAUUUAAAACUAGGUAUGAGAAUGCUACCGUAAACCGACUCACUGAGAUUACAGGACCUGGAUCUGGUAUAUCAUGGCACACGGGAGGCUCCAUUUCUCAUGUUUCCCAUGCGGAUAGAUUGCGAUCGAGGCUUGGACGUGAUCCUCGCCCUUUUGAGCUUUUUAAAGUAACUCAUACAAAGAAGGGUACCUCCAUGCUUGUUGAUGCACGUGCUCAAUCUAUUAAGGAACGCUAUUUGGAGCAUGUGGAGCAAGUAUCUCAAACACAAGAAGGACAUGACAAGCUUCCUAUUGUGGAUGAAACAGCUCUAUAUUAUGAGGCUGUGGGGGGAGGAAAGAAAAGUCAGGUUUAUGGAAUUGGGUCCCAAGCGUGAAUCUUUUAUCCAUAGUUAUCUUCAAGUUUUUCCACAGGUUCAUCAUCUAAGACACUACAAGCUGAGGUUAGAGAUUUGUGCAAACUCUUAGUCAAGUCCAAGAUCGUGAGGAGAGGCUUCAAUAAAGUUUGCUUGAAAUGAAAGAGGAGAGGGACCAAUAUCGUGAGGAGAUGAGACAUGAUGAUGAGUUUUGAGAAGAGGAUUCUUCAGCAGUCACAGUUUACCACACAAGACUCACAACCAUUGACUUAUAGUUGUAAUUGUCAUGAUUUUGACUUAUAGUUGUGAUUGUCAUAUACUUAUUAUUUUGUGUUGAACAUAUAUACUUAAACAUUUCUUUUUGUAUGA
This is a messenger RNA of Dioscorea cayenensis subsp. rotundata (Guinea yam), 747 nucleotides long. RefSeq lists its product as uncharacterized. The transcript is spliced from 3 exons. NCBI's taxonomy places the organism in Eukaryota, Viridiplantae, Streptophyta, Magnoliopsida, Dioscoreales, Dioscoreaceae. The record is from RefSeq and is a predicted model, not a curated record. Bases 1 to 399 code for a protein of 132 amino acids.